Siniperca chuatsi (mandarin fish) is the source of this 1824-nucleotide messenger RNA. Its product is annotated as serine/threonine-protein phosphatase 6 catalytic subunit-like. The transcript has 7 exons. Gene Ontology annotation, biological process: G1/S transition of mitotic cell cycle; peptidyl-serine dephosphorylation. Gene Ontology annotation, molecular function: protein serine/threonine phosphatase activity. Gene Ontology annotation, cellular component: cytoplasm. The record is from RefSeq and is a predicted model, not a curated record. The coding region runs from base 151 to 1149 and encodes 332 amino acids. Lineage: Eukaryota; Metazoa; Chordata; Actinopteri; Centrarchiformes; Sinipercidae.
CUAAUAUUUAUUAUUGCGGAAGCAAGAAGGCAGAGAUAUGCUUUGCACCUUCAUUCUAUGUGUGAUUUUGAAGUUGCAGCUUGGUUUUCAAUAGUUAGGCUGUCACAAGUUAAAAUGUUACUAAGUUUUAUUCGUUAAUACAAACGAUAGAUGGCAGUAGAUGGUAACGAACAGGUAUGCAACUCCGCUAAAGUGUUGCAGGAAGUAGCGCAUGACUACUGGCUAGGUACAAUGGCGCCUCUAGAUUUGGAUAAAUAUGCAGAGAUUGCAAAGCAGUGUAAAUACCUCCCAGAAAAUGACCUUAAGAGGUUAUGUGACUAUGUGUGUGACCUUCUACUGGAGGAGUCCAACGUUCAGCCUGUUUCUACUCCUGUGACAGUAUGUGGUGACAUACAUGGACAGUUUUAUGAUCUUUGUGAACUCUUCCGAACUGGCGGCCAGGUUCCAGACACAAAUUACAUAUUUAUGGGUGACUUCGUUGACCGAGGAUAUUACAGUUUGGAGACAUUCACCUACCUGCUGGUGCUGAAAGCCAAAUGGCCCGACCGCAUCACGCUUCUACGUGGAAACCACGAGAGCAGACAGAUCACCCAAGUUUAUGGCUUUUAUGACGAGUGCCAGACCAAGUAUGGGAAUGCAAAUGCCUGGCGAUAUUGCACCAAAGUGUUCGAUAUGUUAACGAUUGCAGCUCUGAUGGACGAGCAGAUCCUGUGUGUCCACGGAGGUCUCUCCCCAGACAUAAAAACUCUAGAUCAAAUUCGAACCAUUGAGCGGAACCAGGAGAUCCCCCACAAAGGAGCAUUUUGCGAUCUGGUGUGGUCAGACCCAGAGGACGUGGACACCUGGGCCAUCAGCCCCAGAGGAGCUGGCUGGCUCUUUGGUGCAAAGGUCACAAAUGAGUUUGUUCAUAUCAACAACCUGAAGCUGAUCUGCAGGGCGCAUCAACUUGUCCACGAAGGCUACAAAUUCAUGUUUGACGAGAAGCUGGUCACAGUGUGGUCAGCUCCUAACUACUGCUAUCGCUGCGGAAACAUCGCUUCCAUUAUGGUCUUCAAAGACGCUAACACAAGAGAGCCAAAGCUCUUCAGAGCAGUGCCUGACUCUGAAAGGGUCAUUCCACCUAGAACAACAACACCUUAUUUCCUGUAAGCACAUUAAAACUAAAACAGUGCAGCCAUUUGUUCAGUGCAGAGAUACCAACUUGGACAGUGGCAUCAGCACUUGUGAACCCAUAUGAAUUUUGUAUAGUACAUUUAGAGUAUUUACAGUGCAUUUCUUGGUGCCAACUGUCAAUUGUUAUUCCCACUCGGGCAUUUAAUGCCAUUAUUCUGCCGCUUAAAUCACCCUGAGAUAUUACAGCAAUAGUACAUUGGCUGGUUUUAGAGAAAGGAUUCAAAUGCCACAGAAGUCAACUGACCUUUGUAAAAUGUUCAUAUUUAUAAAUCUCUGUUUUACUUUACAAUAAAAAUUCACUCAGCUGAGCAAAUUGCAGGCGCAGUGUUAUAUACAAUGUCUCAUUUUAUUUUGAUAACGUAACAUAUUAAAGCUGGGUGUAAGAUAGUACGCAAAAGCAAAGAUUCCAUCUAUUCUGACAAAUUUCAAUGGAAUUAUACACUUAGUGUUAUUAUGUGAUCUUAUAAAUAUACAUGUAAACCUAAAAGUUGCUGUGUAAAAAUUUACUCUGUUAGAAAUUUCAGUAUUGUUAAGCCUGUGGUACCUUUAAAAGAUUCUCUGUAAUUUCCAGAUUUGGAAUCUGCUCUUGUAAUUAUUCUUUUUCUGUGUGUCACCAUACUGUUUUUAAAUAAAGAAAUCCAAAAAUUGUAA